ACUCUGAUUGAAACCUCUGUCCUUUAUAUCUUAAUUCAUCACCUUUGCUUUUCCAUCAUUUGAUACCAAAUUAGAUCCUGAAACCCACCAAUUAAACAAAGCAAAGCUGUAAAGUUUAGAUGAAUAACAAAAGCAUACACUUUUACUAACUUGUCAUAUAAAAAUAAAAAAAUUCGAAAGCAAACCAAAAAAAAAAAAAAGUAUGAUCAUUAUGAAUGUUUUGGACAUUCUCAUCAUUCCUGUCGAAAAGCCCCCCAAAAAAAAGUAAAUUUAGUGAUUAAAUACACAACAAGCCUAUAGCUAUAGCUUCUACUAACUUUUUCUUUGUUGAUUCAAUUAAAAAUCUCAAUCCCAAAAAAACAAAAUGCCAACAAAUUCACCCAAAAUUUCCUUACAACAACAUGACAAUAACCAAGAUAAAGAAAAAAACACAUUCGAUUUUCGAGCCCCGCCGCCAUCCCCGAUUGGCUCGAGCCGGCGAGCCUCCUCCGUGGCGAAUGACGAGGUCUUAUCGGAGUUCUUAGAGCACACCCUCCGAGUCCCGGACCUCAUUCUCCCGCAUCGAAUAUUUCCAAAGCAAACACCUCUCAGGGAAAUCCUAGCCGUCGAUUUUCAGGCCCUGAAGUUAAACAGAGAUGAUUCAAUUGCUAUGAUCCGGGAUUCUCUGUCGGACAUUGGGUGUUUUCAGGUGAUCAAUCAUGGGAUUUCGUCGGAGUUAAUAGCGACCGUGGUCAGGCGGGCGAGGCGGGUUUUUCGGAUGUCGCCGGAGGAGAAGAUAAUGGCGGUGAGGUCGGUUGAUGUGAGGUAUGGUUUUGAGGAGGUGAGUGGGGAGCAAGAAGAGGUUGUUAGUGAGAUGAGUGAGGAGUUUGUUUGGGGAAGGAAUUGUGGUUUUAAGUUAAAAAUGGAGGGAAUUUGGCCUGUCAAGUAUUCAAAAUUCAGUGAUAAAAUGGAGAGAUUAGAAUCAGCUAUUGAUAAGGUUUGCAAAGACAUUAUGAUGAUCUUGAAUGAUGAUUGGAACUUACCCAAGAUACCAAGAGGUGAAGCUGAAGGACAUCAUAAUAGUAAUGUGCAUGGUUGUGUAUGCCACAUCUACAAGCACCCCCAUGAUGUGGCAGCUGAUCAAUGCCUUAGCGCUCUCCGAUAUGAUGUUAUAAGGAUGAUGAUUAAAGGAUCAGAUUAUUCACAUGCAUUAUCGUUGCAUAUUUGUGAUGGAUUUUCUGAGUUUCAUGUCUACUCCAAGAAAGGCUGGAUUUCUUUCACUCCAUUACAGAAUGCCUUGAUUGUCACAGCUGGGGAUCAAAUACAGGCUUGGAGUGGUGGACGAUACAAACAUGUCAUAGGAAAACCAAUAUAUACAAGCAAAAGAAAAGAUUGUAUAUCGUUGGCUUUUCUUUGGUCUCUUCCCACUAUAAGUGUGGAAACAACAGGCUUACACCACCAAGGGAAUAAGCAAGAAAACGUUAUUUCACUACGACAGCAAGCUCUUUUUGCAAUAGUAAUCACAAUAGCAUGUCAGUUUCUGCUCCAUAUUUAUAGCAAAUUAUCACAUCCAUAACCCCUCCAUUGUGCUCAUUACGAUAAUUUUGACGAUAGCGUCUAUCCUGUUCGUGUUUAUCAAAAAACCUCUACCCUGUCCGUUUGGUAAAAUUAGUCUUGUAUAUUACUAGUAAUGAUUUGCAAUUUGUUUGAUCGUCACACUUUUAUGAAGAUUGAGUAAAGGAGAGACGAGAGAGAUCCAACUAUAUAAUAUAAAGAGUUUUAUUUGGAUUAAAAUUGUAUCGUGUAUUUCUUUAGUUAUGAGAGUUUCAAAACCUGUGACUAUGUAUUUUUGGACGAAGAGAGUAUUAUGUAUUGAUAUUUUGUA
Messenger RNA from Beta vulgaris subsp. vulgaris (sugar beet), 1864 nucleotides. RefSeq names its product 1-aminocyclopropane-1-carboxylate oxidase. The record is from RefSeq and is a predicted model, not a curated record. The transcript is spliced from 3 exons. The coding region runs from base 365 to 1555 and encodes 396 amino acids. Lineage: Eukaryota; Viridiplantae; Streptophyta; Magnoliopsida; Caryophyllales; Amaranthaceae.